This is a messenger RNA of Didymodactylos carnosus, 378 nucleotides long. Lineage: Eukaryota; Metazoa; Rotifera; Eurotatoria; Philodinida; Philodinidae. The record is from the annotation of a GenBank genome assembly.
AUGCCAAAGACGGCUAGGCUCGAUUUAUUAGUUUUAAAAAGAUAUUAUUCACCGCAUGGCGUUAGGUGUUGUUCUGAUCAUUUGUUAGGUACGCGUCUGUCUCCAGAUUACGAACAAAUUAUCACUCCAUCGUUAUCAUUUCCUCUUCUUAAUCUAUCAUCAUCUAGUAUUACAAUUACUUCAUUACUAGUGUCAUUCUAUGAAAAAGAUACUAAUAAACAUAUCUUGAAAGAAAUUCCACAAAAUAAACAAAAGCAAACAAUUAAUCAUACUAAAGAUGAUGAGGUUGAUGAUAAUGAAAAUCCGGAAGAUGAACAAAAUGAAGAAGAAGGACAAGAUGAACAAGAGGAUGAUACUGGUAGUGAAGUUACUGAUUAA